Molecule: messenger RNA, 2224 nt
Organism: Thalassophryne amazonica
Lineage: Eukaryota; Metazoa; Chordata; Actinopteri; Batrachoidiformes; Batrachoididae
Gene: elp3
Product: elongator acetyltransferase complex subunit 3
Exons: 15
Coding region: 1-1662 (553 amino acids)
Biological process (GO): tRNA wobble base 5-methoxycarbonylmethyl-2-thiouridinylation
Cellular component (GO): nucleus; elongator holoenzyme complex; cytoplasm
Molecular function (GO): iron-sulfur cluster binding; acyltransferase activity, transferring groups other than amino-acyl groups
Source: RefSeq, a predicted model, not a curated record
AUGUGGAAGCCAAAGAAAAAGAGUGACCUCAGCCAAGCAGAGCUGAUGAUGAUGACCAUUGCUGACGUCAUCAAGCAGCUGGUUGAAGCCCACGAAGAGGGAAAAGAUAUUAAUCUCAAUAAAGUGAAGACUAAGACCUCAGCUAAGUAUGGACUUCAGUCCCAGCCUCGACUGGUGGACAUCAUCGCCGCUGUUCCACCACAUUACCGUCGUGCUCUGGUUCCUAAACUAAAGGCCAAACCGAUUCGCACAGCCAGCGGGAUUGCAGUGGUCGCUGUGAUGUGCAAACCACAUCGAUGUCCACAUGUUACCUUCACAGGGAACAUAUGUGUGUACUGUCCCGGUGGACCUGACUCUGACUUCGAGUAUUCCACACAGUCUUACACCGGCUACGAGCCAACAUCUAUGAGGGCCAUCCGAGCACAUUAUGACCCCUACCUUCAGACCAGACACCGAGUGGAGCAGCUGAAGCAACUGGGCCACAGUGUGGACAAAGUGGAGUUCAUUGUGAUGGGUGGAACGUUCAUGGCACUGCCUGAGGACUAUAGAGACUUCUUCAUAAGGAACCUGCAUGAUGCCCUGUCAGGACACACCUCCAACAACGUGGCAGAGGCUGUCAGGUACUCUGAGCGCAGUAACACAAAGUGCGUAGGAAUCACCAUUGAGACGCGGCCAGACUACUGCCUGAAGCGACACCUCAGCGACAUGCUGAGCUACGGUUGCACGCGGCUGGAAAUCGGCGUCCAGAGCGUGUAUGAAGACGUGGCCCGGGACACCAACAGAGGGCACACGGUGCGUGCCGUGUGCGAGUCCUUCCAUCUGUCGAAGGAUGCCGGCUUCAAAGUGGUCUCACACAUGAUGCCGGAUCUGCCGAACGUGGGCAUGGAGAGGGACAUCGAGCAGUUUAUAGAGUUUUUUGAAAACCCAGCGUUCAGGCCUGAUGGGUUGAAGCUUUACCCGACCCUGGUGAUCCGAGGCACAGGUCUGUAUGAGCUGUGGAAGACCAGCCGCUACAAGAGCUACACACCCAGCUCACUGGUCGACCUGGUGGCCCGAAUUCUGGCUCUGGUGCCACCCUGGACGAGAGUCUACCGGGUGCAGAGGGAUAUCCCCAUGCCACUGGUGAGCUCUGGAGUAGAACACGGCAACCUGAGAGAACUGGCUCUGGCCAGGAUGAAGGACAUGGGCACCGAGUGUCGAGACGUGAGAACCCGUGAGGUUGGCAUUCAGGAGAUCCACCACAAAGUGCAACCUUAUCAGGUGGAGCUGGUUCGGAGGGACUACGUGGCCAAUGGCGGAUGGGAGACCUUUCUGUCCUAUGAGGAUCCGGAGCAAGACAUCCUGAUUGGAUUGCUGCGUCUACGCCGCUGCUCCCCGCAGUCCUUCCGUCCAGAGUUAAAAGGCGGCGUCUCCAUUGUCCGUGAGCUGCACGUGUACGGCAGCGUCGUGCCCGUGAGCAGCAGAGACCCCAGCAAGUUCCAGCAUCAGGGCUUCGGUAUGAUGCUGAUGGAGGAAGCAGAGAGAAUCGCCAGAGAGGAGCACGGCUCAAACAAUCUAGCGGUCAUCUCAGGUGUAGGAACUCGGAACUAUUACAGGAAGUUGGGCUAUGAGUUGGAGGGGCCGUAUAUGGCGAAGAACCUCUACAGACCUGGAACAGACUGAACUUAUAGGGUCCUGAAGAUGCUGUCUUUAUCUGGACAAGGUUCCUGCAAUGAGUGGAAUAGAUGCUGAACAUCAUUUGUUUUUCCAGUUCAUCACCCACGUUGAUCUACUUUUAGACUUUUAAACAUCGUAGUGCAGGAAGAGUUGAGAUUGGAAUGCAAUAAUGGAUACUUCCCCCCCCCCCCCCCCCCCCCUUCCCCCUCCCACUGAACAUCCCCCUCAGUUUUCAUUAUUUUGCACAUUGAACUGAAACAUUGUUUUCAGCAGGACUGAUUUGAUGUUACGAGAAGAAAUAAGGCUGCAGACACAGUUUGAAACACUUAUAAAUGCUCAGUAAGUGUCCCUGAAAUAACAUGGUAAGAAUCCUGCUCUGUCAUUGUCUGAGUUAAUUGUGUCUGUUAGAAUUACAUAGAAAUAUUAAGAUUCAACUGUUUAAUGGUUUUCAGUGGAUGUAGAAACAGUGGGGAGCGCUCUCAAUGGACAGCUGUUGGGCAAUUGGACCAUUUUUAUUUAUACUGCAGGAAAUUAAUUUUAGCCUUACAUAAAUUGGUUUUUAAACCCC